AUGGCGGUAAAAACCGAUAUGAGCAAGGCGUACGAUCGUCUGAAAUGGAAUUUCAUCGUAGCGGUCAUGGAACGACCGGGCUUCCACCCCAAGUGGAUCAACUGGGUCCUCCAAUGCAUCUCCACAGUCUCCUACACCUUCCUCAUUAACGGAGCCGCCCAAGGUCAGGUCAUCCCACAGAGAGGCAUCCGUCAAGGAGACCCUCUCUCACCCUUCAUCUUCAUUCUAUGCGGAGAAGUCCUCUCCGGACUCUGCAAAAACGCUCAAGUCAGUGGAACCUACCAGGUCUAA
Messenger RNA from Microthlaspi erraticum, 291 nucleotides. NCBI's taxonomy places the organism in Eukaryota, Viridiplantae, Streptophyta, Magnoliopsida, Brassicales, Brassicaceae. The record is from the annotation of a GenBank genome assembly.